CACUCAGCUGGUCAAGCUGGCCACUCAAGCCACUGACUUCUGAACGCUCUCUACUGUACGCCGACGACAUCAUGGCCACCGCUCAGUACAGGAUGCUGUAUCGUAACGUCGUUAGAGAGCUCGCGAAAGGGUCAAUCUCCCCAAGGGCCAACAGAAAUAAAGUAAUUUCUUCCGCCUUCCGAACAAUGUUUGAGCGACGCCUCAGAGAACCGGACGCGCACAGAAGCUUUGAAUACGAUAUGGACAACGCUGUCACUUUCCUGCGGUCACAGCGGACGUACAAAGCUUUGCUCGAGCGAUACAACCCACUGGUCGAUCUCACAGCGGAGGAGAGGAUCGAGGCUACCGCUCGUCGCGUUGGACUUAAUAUGCCAAAAACUCCGAAAUCUGAGGAUGAGAAAUGAGACUCCGCAUUGUCCUCCAAGUUGUCAGCCGACUACUGGUCCUCGUUCAUCUUCCCUCUGCUUCUCUGUGAUGCUGCAUCUAUCGGUGUACUGUGAUCCAUUGCACUGGACUUGCCCCGCAUAGAGUGACAAUAACACCGCUCACCGUGUUGUGGCCGAACCCCGGAUUCUCUUUUGUUCGCCCUAAUGCGGGGUGCUGCAAGACUUCCUGUGCGUCAUGCUGCUACAGUACUAUGACCCAGAUGAAUCCCACGACUGUAACAUCCAGAUAGAUAUUGCUGUUGUUGCAUGUUAUGCAGAUCAGUCAUGUGAUGUAAUGCGCUA
Messenger RNA from Gloeophyllum trabeum ATCC 11539, 728 nucleotides. RefSeq lists its product as uncharacterized. Lineage: Eukaryota; Fungi; Basidiomycota; Agaricomycetes; Gloeophyllales; Gloeophyllaceae. Gene Ontology annotation, biological process: mitochondrial proton-transporting ATP synthase complex assembly. The record is from RefSeq and is a predicted model, not a curated record. The coding region runs from base 72 to 404 and encodes 110 amino acids. Gene Ontology annotation, cellular component: mitochondrial matrix. The transcript has 3 exons.